AUGCAACGUCCAGGGCAAUACAUCACUUUCAUCCGAUCUCUACAGAAUCGCGCGAACCCUGCAGAGGCGGAGCACAUCCUCAAGGCCAUCGCCGCGCAAGUCAAGAGGAUCAUGGGAGAGCGGUUUAUGCUGAUCGGCACGCUCGAGGAGGCGGCAUAUAACGGUGUUUUCGCGGGUCGUAACUGGAAUCAUGGUCAGACCGUGGAACUGGUUCUCCGUCGUCCCAACGGCCAGUUCUAUCCACUAAGCUACAUGCUCUCUGUCAUGGCCCAUGAGAUGGCCCACAUCACGGUAUGUUCCUCCGGUGACGGAGUUGAUAUCAAGCACAUGAACCACGGACCAGAGUUUAAGAAACUCAACGCCGCUAUUAGCAAGGAUAUCGCCGAUCUGCAGGCGCAAAGACAUUACGGUGACGGUUUCUGGUCAGACGGGAAGCGUUUGCAUGACGGCGCUUUACUCGGUGCAGAAGGACUCAAAGCGAAUGAGCUGCCUCUGUAUGUGUGCGGAGUGACCAAGUCCGACGCACGCAAAACGGGCACCCGCCGUGGGUGUGGGCCCGCCAGUAGCCGCGCACGGAAGAUGGUUGACGGAGAGGCGUCACAUCGUUCCGGCCGGCAGACGGAGCGUCGUCGCAAAUAUGGGGCGCGUAACAAUGUCGACAUGGGAGAGAGCAGCGGGCGACUGGAUGGCCUUCGGGAACUCACAAAAGAGGACCACGAGUGGCGCAAAGAAUGGAUUGACGAGCUAGUCACGCAAUUUGUGGGGCAGGGGUUGGAGGAGAAGAAGGCCAAGCGCCGAGCUGCAGACCAAUUCAAGAAGCAGAACCCGUGGUACAGAGCUGGCAAUACCCGAGGAAAGCAUGCGGCGGCUGAUCGAGCCGCAGCAUACGAACGUCUCCUGGGAAUUGGGAGCCAGCCGAAGCCAGAGGACGAAGAGGACAAGUUGGAACUUACAGCCUACGAGUCUGAGGAAGGCGAGGGCAGCAGCAACGAUGACAUCCAAAUCAUGGACGUUGAAGACCCUCAUGUUUCGAUUGAGGAACGCCGGAAGGAACUGGACACAGAGCACAAUGGCGAAACCUCUGGACCAAGUGGAGGCCUGCGUCCAGAGUGGGAAGAGUUCUUCGCACAGCCCGCCACGUCCAAAGCAGGGCGCGAAUUGCGCGGAUCCGAUCGAUCUGGGAUGUCGUCCGGCAGGUCGAGUUUCCCAAAGGGACGUGGGAGGGCGGCCGCCUCUUGCGAUGAGCCGAUUGAGAUCCUGGACAGCUCUGACGAGGAGUGCGAGCCUCACAAACGCUUCCGGACGGCGAAGGGGGACGGAGACUCAACGAAGCAUCUGACUCGCGGGACUGGCCGCCAGACACAAGCUUCAACUUCGAGUUCCUUCAGCGAGCGAGACCUAAUCCGAGAGCAGCGUCUCCGAGCUCUUGGGGGAGCCACGACAACGCUCUCUGGCACAUCUCACCCUAGUGGGGGUCGAUCUGUCUCCAAGGCGACGAUCAAGCUCGAGGAUUGGACCGAUGGAUGGGCGUGCAGUGUGUGUAGUCUCAACAACCCGGACUCGCGGACCCGAUGUGGUGUCUGUGAGGCACGUCCAGACGGCACAGGCUCCAUUGCUCAAGAAUGA
Messenger RNA from Cutaneotrichosporon cavernicola, 1626 nucleotides. RefSeq lists its product as uncharacterized. The record is from RefSeq and is a predicted model, not a curated record. NCBI's taxonomy places the organism in Eukaryota, Fungi, Basidiomycota, Tremellomycetes, Trichosporonales, Trichosporonaceae. Gene Ontology annotation, molecular function: metallopeptidase activity. Gene Ontology annotation, cellular component: nucleus. Gene Ontology annotation, biological process: DNA repair. Bases 1 to 1626 code for a protein of 541 amino acids. The transcript is spliced from 13 exons.